Molecule: messenger RNA, 3354 nt
Organism: Egretta garzetta (little egret)
Lineage: Eukaryota; Metazoa; Chordata; Aves; Pelecaniformes; Ardeidae
Gene: TP53BP2
Product: tumor protein p53 binding protein 2
Exons: 17
Coding region: 106-3354 (1082 amino acids)
Biological process (GO): regulation of apoptotic process
Cellular component (GO): nucleus
Molecular function (GO): p53 binding
Source: RefSeq, a predicted model, not a curated record
ACCUGCAGAGAUGUGGUGGAGCUGUGCAAGGAGCCUGGUGAGAGUGAGUGCCACCUGGCUGAAGUGUGGUGUGGCUCAGAACGUCCUAUAGCCGAUAAUGAACGCAUGCUGGAUGUUUUGCAGCGCUUUGGGAUGCAGAGAAGCGAGGUUCGUUUCUUUCUUCGGCAUGAACGCUCUCCCUGCCGGGAAGCAGGGACUGGACAAAGGUCUCAAGAUCCAGCCUUAAAGCGGAAUGGUGUGAAAGUGCCUGGUGAUCGAAGAAUAGAGAAUGGAGUCAGUGCUCCAAGGAUGGAUAUGACACUGGCUGAACUUCAGGAAAUGGCAUCACGCCAGCAGCAACAAAUUGAGGCUCAACAGCAAAUGCUGGCUAACAAGGAACAGCGCCUGAAAUUCCUGAAACAGCAAGAUCAGCGACAGCAACAGCAAGCUGCUGAACAGGAAAAACUGAAGCGAUUAAAGGAAAUUGCUGAGAAUCAGGAAGCCAAACUUAAGAAAGUGAGAGCGCUGAAAGGCCAUGUGGAGCAAAAAAGACUCAGCAAUGGGAAAUUAGUGGAGGAGAUUGAACAGAUGAACAGCCUGUUCCAGCAAAAGCAGCGCGAGCUGGUGCUGGCAGUGUCAAAGGUAGAGGAACUCACCAGGCAACUGGAGAUGCUGAAGAACGGCCGAAUUGAUGGUUACCACGACAACCAGUCCGCUGUAGCUGAGCUUGACCGUCUGUACAAGGAGCUGCAGUUGAGGAACAAACUGAACCAGGAGCAGAAUGCCAAGCUGCAGCAACAGAGGGAGUGUUUGAACAAGCGCAACUCGGAGGUGGCAGUCAUGGAUAAGCGUGUUAAUGAGCUGCGAGAGCGCCUGUGGAAGAAAAAGGCAGCUCUGCAACAGAAAGAGAAUGUACCAGUUUCUUCAGAUGGGAAUUUACCCCAGCCAGUGGCUUCUGCUCCAAGUCGAGUGGCAGCAGUAGGUCCUUAUAUCCAGUCCUCUACUAUGCCACGUAUUGCUUCCAGACCUGAACUUUUGGUGAAGCCGGCAUUUUCAGAUGGGACACAAGCUUUGCAGGUACCUGAUGGUCCACUAAAAACGCAGACUCUGCCCAACAUGAGAGCUGGGAGCAGUUCACAAGCUAAAGCUCCUGCAGAUUCUGUGGUCCCUGUUGCAAAACCUUCCCCGUCUGCCACUGACUGGAGUAGUUCAAAUGCAGACAAUCACAUUAGUCAAGCAUCAGCCUUCACUUCAGGAAAAGGAAUUGUGACUAGUGAAGGGCAAGCUGAAGGAGAAACUUUUUUACGAGACAAAGAGAAGAAAGUUCGUCCAUUCUCAAUGUUUGAUUCUGUGGACCAGUCUGCUGGACUAGGCACACUGAGAAAGAACCAGAGUAGUGAAGAUCUUCUGAGAGAAGCGCAGAUAGCCAAUAAAAAUGUAACGAAGGUACCACCACCUGUCCCCACUAAACCAAAACAGAUAAACUUGCCUUAUUUUGGACAAGCCAGUCAUCUGCAGCCUUCUGAUACUAAGCUGGAUGGAAACAUGCAGAAGCUGCCUUUGGCUAUUGUAACUAUGGGGAACAAACAAAAAACAGUGGCACAGCAGCCUUCCCAUCCUUCUCAGCAGAUACAGCAAAGAAUUUCCAUACCUCCUGCAGGUCCUUCUUCUAGCCAGGACCAAAUUCUUCCCUCCUCCAAACAGGAGAGUCCCCCAGCAGCAGCCGUGAGACCUUUUACCCCUCAGCCGUCCAAAGAGACCCCACUCCCACCGUUUCGAAAGCCUCAAACUGUGGCUGCAAGUUCAAUUUAUAGCAUGUACACGCAACAUCAGACUCCUGGGAAGAACUUCCAGCAGGCAGUGCAGAGUGCUUUGACAAGGGCACAGACCAGAGGACCGCACUUCCCAAGCGUGUAUGGCAAGCCUGUGAUGGCAGGAGCUGGUGUGCAGGAGCAGCUGCCACAGGCAGAGAACGUCUACUCAAACCUCCAAGGCAAGCCAGGCAGUCCAGAGCCUGAGAUGGAAACAACAGCCUCUGCUCAUGAGAAUCAUGAAACGGAGCGAAUACCUCGUCCCCUUAGCCCAACCAAAUUGCUGCCUUUCUUGUCUAAUCCGUACCGCAACCAGAGUGAUGCUGAUUUGGAAGCACUACGGAAAAAGUUGUCUAAUGCACCCAGGCCACUGAAGAAACGUAGCUCCAUUACUGAGCCAGAAGGACCUAAUGGCCCCAAUAUUCAGAAGCUGUUGUAUCAGAGGACCACUUUGGCUGCAAUGGAGACUAUCUCAGCUCCGUCACAUCCCUCCAAACAGACGGCGUCAGCUGCCAGUCCUGAAAGCCCAACAGAAAUCCCAAAUCCUUAUCUAAGUGCAGAAUCAGAAAAAGAAACAGCUUCUUCCAUGCCAGAACCAACUAUUGCUGAGGAAGCAGAGAACACACCAGCAGAUCAGAGCGAAGCUGUUCUUCCCUCUGUAGCUUUGGACACUGUACCUGAGGCAAUUUCAGAUGGCGAUGAACUCACGCAGCCGAAAAUGGAAGAACCAAGCCUAGAAGCUUCACUGCCACUGGAGGUAUACAUGGAAGAAUAUCCUCCAUACCCACCACCUCCCUAUCCAUCAGGGGAACCAGAGAGUCUGGGAGAGGACUCAUUCAAUAUGAGGCCUCCUGAAGUUACUGGACAGUUUUCCUUGCCUCCUGGGAAGAGGACGAACUUGCGUAAAACUGGCUCUGAGAGAAUUGGGCAUGGAAUGAGAGUGAAAUUCAAUCCCCUUGCGUUGCUUCUGGAUUCAUCUUUGGAGGGGGAGUUUGACCUCGUGCAGAGAAUAAUUUAUGAGGUUGAAGAUCCUAGCAUGCCCAAUGAUGAAGGGAUUACUGCACUGCACAACGCUGUCUGUGCUGGACAUACGGAAAUCGUGAAGUUCCUGGUACAAUUUGGUGUGAAUGUGAAUGCUGCAGAUAGUGAUGGAUGGACCCCAUUACACUGUGCAGCAUCUUGCAAUAAUGUGCAGGUGUGCAAGUUCCUGGUGGAGUCAGGUGCAGCUGUAUUUGCGAUGACCUACAGUGACAUGCAGACAGCUGCGGACAAGUGUGAGGAAAUGGAGGAAGGCUACACACAGUGCUCCCAGUUCUUAUAUGGAGUCCAGGAGAAAAUGGGAAUAAUGAACAAAGGAGUGAUUUAUGGACUCUGGGAUUAUGAGGCUCAGAAUGACGAUGAGCUCUCGAUGAAAGAGGGAGACUGCAUGACAAUCCUGCGCCGGGAAGAUGAAGAUGAAAUUGAGUGGUGGUGGGCACGGCUGAAUGACAAGGAAGGCUAUGUUCCCCGCAACCUGCUAGGGCUGUAUCCAAGGAUUAAACCUAGACAAAGAAGCUUGGCAUGA